Molecule: messenger RNA, 1176 nt
Organism: Alternaria novae-zelandiae
Lineage: Eukaryota; Fungi; Ascomycota; Dothideomycetes; Pleosporales; Pleosporaceae
Exons: 2
Coding region: 1-1176 (391 amino acids)
Source: RefSeq, a predicted model, not a curated record
AUGAAGAACUCUCUCAUUGCUCUUACUCUCAUCGGUGCCGCGGCUGCCCGCCCGGCUACCCUCAAGACCAAGCGUGAGGUUCCCCAGGAACACGCUCACCGCAACGUCAUCAUUGCCGUCAACGAUUUGUUGUUCCAGAACAACCCAGACGACAUUCAGGAUGGUGUCUUUGCCCUCCUCGGAGCUGCUGCUGCCGCUGACGGUGCUGGAGACAUCGCUGAUGCCGACUGCCUCCAGCAAGCCGUAGCUGACCAGGCUUUCACCAACGCCAAGGAGGCCGGUGAUGUCGAGGGCAUGACCAUGGCUCUCAUCUACCGUGCUCUGGAACGCAACACAGGCUCUGUCGGCCUGGCUUCCGUUCCCUGCGAGUCCAUCCAGGCUGUCAACCCUGAGAUUGCUGCGCUUCAGCAGCACCAGGAUCCUGCCAGUGACGGAGCUGCAGAGCUCAACAAGGGAAUUGCUGAAGAGCUUGCUCGCCAGAUUGCCGCUGUCGGUGGAGACCCAUUGAUGGCCAACGAGGCAUCGACUUUCGCCCCUGGCGAGAUCGGCGACCCAACCGGUGCCGGCAACACUUGCGACGACGAGAACGAUGAUGCGGGAUGCAUCAACACCCAGAACCUCCGUGUCGAUGACCUCACUGAAGAUGAGAUCGCCGCUGCGGUCGCUGGUGUCAGUGGAGCUGCUGCUGGCAACAGCACUGCCUCCGCUGGUAACGCUACCGACAAUGCUGCUGCCAACGUCGGUAACGCCAACAACAAUGCCAAUGCGGGCAACAACAACGCCGCUGCUGGUAACGCUGCCGCUGACAACAACGCUGCUUCUGGUAACAACGCCUCUGCCGGUAACAACGCUGCUGCCGGUAACAACGCUGCUGCCGGUGACGCUGCUUCCGGCGCGGGUGCCGCCUCAUUCGGCGGCUGCGACCCUACCAUCACCUUUGGUCUUCCCUCGGACGGCCGUCAGGAGGAGGCCUUCGAGCCCACUGAUCUCGCCACUUUCAACCACGGCUCAGCUCAGAAGAUUGACAUCAUCUCCCAGUUCAUCUGCUCCCAGAUGUCCAACAAGUGCGAUGUAGACGCUGCGGCUGUCAGCACCUGCGAUGAUGCUGCAGCUGCUGCUUCGGGCCUCACAGGCCAGGCUGCUGCCGAUGCUUUCAACUCUGGUCUUGGUUUGUAG